Messenger RNA from Octopus bimaculoides (California two-spot octopus), 2392 nucleotides. RefSeq lists its product as uncharacterized. Lineage: Eukaryota; Metazoa; Mollusca; Cephalopoda; Octopoda; Octopodidae. The record is from RefSeq and is a predicted model, not a curated record.
UUACUAUUGCAUGUUCCGUUGGUCGUCCUAGUGAGAUCGUUGAGAACCUGUGGUCGACAUAUCAACACGGCAAUCAUCUGCUUAUCAAGUUUUUGAAAACAUCAACAUAAGCAGACUAGCAAGUUGACUGAACUAAACCGAAACAAACUUUCAUUUCAUCAGCAUGCCGCCAACAACAAGUCCUCCGGCGCCAGCUGUUCAACAGAACCCCAUUAAGCCGCCACCCCCAGGAAGUCUUCCGAUGGGUCCACCGCCUGGAGCUCCUUACAACAUGCCGAUGACACCGCCGACGACCCCGGGCCAGCCGCAUCAGCAAGGGCCUUAUCAAGUUCCGUAUGGUCCCCCUCGUCCCCAAGGCCCUCCUGGUCAACCGCCUAUGAAUUAUCCUGCUCAAGGACCACCUCCACGAUACCCUGGGCCUCCAGGCCCUCCAGGCCCUCCAAUGCAAAGACCUCCAGGACCACCUGGCCCGCCAGGACAACCUGGUCAACCGCCGAUGCAAUAUCCUCCGAGAUAUCCAGGUCCGCCGGGUCCGCCAGGCCAACCAGGCCAACCAGGCCAGCCUCCGAUGCAAAGGCCACCCUAUCAAUAUCCUCCCUAUCCACCACCUGGACAACAACCGAUGCAACAGAGGCCUCCGGGACCACCUGUUCAAGCUCCAAUGUAUCCUCCAAGACAAGGUGGACCUCCACCCCAAGGACAACCAGGAUACCCUCCUCAAGAUCCGCGAAUGCAAAUGUAUCCCUACGGAGUCCCACCGCCUCCACGUCCUCAAGGGCCACCACCACCACCUUCGGGUCCCCCAGUAAUUACUAUAACUGAAGCACCUAAAGCUGAUGAAGAGAAGAAAGACGAUGCGAAAAAGACCGAAGAGAAAAAAGCUGAUGCGAAAAAGACCGAAGAGAAAAAAGCUGAUGCGAAAAAGACCGAAGAGAAAAAAGCUGAUGCGAAAAAGACCGAAGAGAAAAAGGCUGAUGCUAAAAAGGCUGAAGAGAAAAAAGACGAUGCCAAAAAGCCUGGUGAGAAAAAAACCGAAAGUGGAAAAGUUAGCGACAAAAAAGCUGACGAGAAAAGUGUUGGCAAAACUGUUGAGAAGAAAAGUGAUGACAGGAAACCAACGGCAAAAGAAACCGAGCCUGGAAAAUCUGAACCGGGUAAACCAGUCAGUGUUCAGAAAACUCAAUUUAAACCGAAAUCUCCUAUGAACCCUGUUGCAAAGUCAGAAAAACCACAAGCAGGAAAAUACGGUUAUAAUCCAGUUGGUGGUCCACCGCCUUCACCAAAGAAAAGCAAGGUGCCAGCAGGUCAAACACAAUCCAAGAAAGAAGAGCCGAAAACGACUGGCAAAUAUGGCUAUAAUCCUGUUGGAGGUCCACCUCCCUCACCAAAAAGGUCAAGACCACCACCAGUUGUUCAGCCAGCGAAAAAACAAGAAACUUCUACUGCUGGAAAAUAUGGUUACAAUCCAGUCGGUGGAACUCCGACAUCACCUAAUAUCGUAAAAUCAUCUGUAGUUCCGCGAAAGCAUAACUAUGUUCCUCCAACUAGUCCAAUCUCCUUUAUACCGACAGCGAAACCUCCUGUUACGAACACCGGUGAAAAGCCGCGACAAUUUGGUUACAAACCCGUCGGCGGGCCUCCGCUUUCCCCCAAAGCCACGCACACUUCUUUCCAACCGACUAAUGUAGAGAUCGUUAAAGGAACUGAUCCUAGAAAGUCAAGAUCCCAAGAACCAACUAGACCACCUCCGAAAAAAGUGGUUCCACCACCAACGAGACCUCCACCGAUUACAGACCCAAAGAAAGCCCCACCUCCAAGACAAAGCGGGCCAGCGACUAAACAAAGUGCGCCAGCAUCAAAACAAGGUGUACCAGCUUCAAAACAAACUGCGUCAGCUUCAAGACAAAGUAUGCCGGCACCAAAGAUUGAAGUUAUUGAGAAAAAACCUGAACCAAAGAAAAGUGAGCCGGCAGUUUCGAAAAAACCUGCACCGGAAGCAUCAUCUAAACCAACAGACAAACCACCCCAGGCUACGGUAACCAAAGAAAAAAAAGAAGAGAAGUUGGAGCCAAAACCUGCCGAAAAACCGGCGGAAGCGAUAGUGUCAAAAUCAGAAGAAAAACCGAAAACAGUAUCAAAAGAAGACAAAAAAGUAGUUGAAAAAGAGAAGAAAACUGAAGAUGUACCGGCUGAUAAAAAGGAGGAAGCUACUGGCAGGAAAGACACUUUUCGUGCUUCCAGAGUAAAUGAAACACUUACCAGUCAUUACCAAAAACAUUUAAUUGACUAUAUAGAUACGGACGGCGCGAAACUUUUCUGCUUUAAGGUUUUAGCUUUACUUCGAGUAAAAGUUGCACCACAAUUUUUGGGGUUAAAAUCAAGUAUAAAGUAG